Messenger RNA from Cimex lectularius (bed bug), 1361 nucleotides. RefSeq names its product mitochondrial uncoupling protein 2-like. Lineage: Eukaryota; Metazoa; Arthropoda; Insecta; Hemiptera; Cimicidae. Gene Ontology annotation, cellular component: mitochondrial membrane. Bases 165 to 1100 code for a protein of 311 amino acids. Gene Ontology annotation, molecular function: oxidative phosphorylation uncoupler activity. The transcript is spliced from 8 exons. Gene Ontology annotation, biological process: adaptive thermogenesis; mitochondrial transport; mitochondrial transmembrane transport. The record is from RefSeq and is a predicted model, not a curated record.
UAGAGAGGGUAACGGCCACUCUCCUUUCUUUCAUAUAUUAAUUCUUGCCUUUAUUCAACUCCAUACACUUACCGAGAAAGGUCACCUUAUCACAAAUUGGGUGCUAUCUUCUAUAAUAAAACUUGAACCUGAUGGUAUAGCUGGUCUUCUCAAGAAGAAUCAAAAUGGCAACUGACAAUUUACCACUUCAGUAUAAAAUUAUGUGUGCGGGUUCAUCCGCUUGUUUCGCUGACAUGGUGACAUUCCCAUUGGAUACAGUAAAAGUACGACUACAGAUUCAAGGAGAGAGUCGAGCUCUCCUUAGUGUUGCAGGGAGUGGCAUGGUCAUUAGAGAAGGUGCGGUGCAAUACAGAGGUCUUGUUGGAACUUUAACCACAAUCGCCAGAACUGAAGGAGCUAGAAGCCUGUUUAAUGGAUUAUCUGCUGGCUUGCAACGCCAGCUCUGUUUUUCAUCUAUUCGAAUUGGUCUUUAUGACAAUGUCAAAGCUACUUAUCAAAAACUACUUUUUGGUGAAUCAACGAGUGUAAACAGCUCGUGUAGAGUUCUAGCUGGAUUAACAACAGGGGCAUUGGCUGUUUUCAUAGCUCAACCGACAGACGUUGUUAAAGUUAGAUUUCAAGCACAGUUGAAAAAUGAAAUUGGAAGCAGGUAUAAAUCAACUUUGGAAGCUUAUAAAACGAUCGCCUCAAAGGAAGGAAAAGCUGGAUUAUGGAAAGGUAUGCUUCCAAAUGCAAGUCGUAACGCUAUUGUUAAUGUCGCAGAAAUAGUUUGCUACGACAUUAUAAAAGAAACUAUCGUUACCAAAGGUUUUAUGAAAGAUGCAACCCCUUGCCAUUUCAUUUCAGCUGUCAUUGCAGGAUUGUGCGCCACAAUAGUUGCAUCGCCUGUUGAUGUGGUGAAAACGCGUUAUAUGAAUUCAAAACCAGGAACAUACAAAAACUCCAUCAAGUGUGCCUUGCAAACAUUUUCUGAUGAAGGAAUAUCAGCAUUUUUCAAAGGGUUCACUCCUUCCUUCUUCCGUUUAGUUAGUUGGAAUAUUGUUAUGUGGGUAACAUACGAGAAGACAAAGGAAUAUGUUCAACGUUAUCAUGUUGAAUGAUAAACUGUGAUAUUAGGUUAAGUAGUAUAUAUUGUCACUGAUUUAUUACAUGUUAGACAUACAAACAUUGCUGUACAUUUAAAACUUAUUACUAUUUUAAAAUUUUUAUAAGGAAUAUUUUUUACUAAUAUGACUGUAUAAAAAAAGAAAAAAAGUGCUGUGAAUUAGACCAUUUGUUGUAAUUAUAACAUUCCGAUAAAUUGUGUCAUUAAUUUUGUGAUUAUUUUACUAUAUCAAAAUGAGGAUUUUUUGUUAUUUUAA